Silurus meridionalis is the source of this 6549-nucleotide messenger RNA. Its product is annotated as nuclear receptor coactivator 3-like. The record is from RefSeq and is a predicted model, not a curated record. Gene Ontology annotation, cellular component: nucleus. Gene Ontology annotation, molecular function: protein dimerization activity; nuclear receptor binding. The transcript has 22 exons. Gene Ontology annotation, biological process: cellular response to hormone stimulus; positive regulation of transcription by RNA polymerase II. Bases 226 to 4512 code for a protein of 1428 amino acids. Lineage: Eukaryota; Metazoa; Chordata; Actinopteri; Siluriformes; Siluridae.
UCAUUUAAACCCGGAGCAGCGGAAGAUGGCGGAGACCGGAGCCGAGCUGCACUGAGGAGCAGGAGCAGGAGCAGGAGGAGAAGCAGGAGCAGAAGAUAGAGGCGGAGAAGAUAGAGGAGGAGAAUAUAGUGGUGUUUCCUGGAACACGUGGAGUCCAGAUGUGAAGCUGGACAAAGCAGGAGAAUCAUUAAAACACUGCUAAAGAGGUGCUGAUAUGUUUAGAAGAUGAGUGGAGUGGGGGAAAACUCCAUGGAGCCUCUGUGCCCCGAUCGUAAGCGUAGUCUGUCCACCUGCGAUACGCCCGGUCUCGGGUGUGAGAAGCGGCGGCGAGAGCAGGAGAGUAAAUACAUAGAGGAGCUAGCGGAGCUCAUCUCGGCUAACCUCAGCGACAUCGACAGCUUCAACGUCAAACCGGACAAAUGCGCCAUUCUGAAGGAGACUGUGCGGCAGAUCCGGCAGAUCAAAGAGCAAGGAAAAGCCUCGUCAAACGAUGACGAUGUCCAGAAGGCCGACGUGUCCUCCACAGGUCAGGGGGUCAUCGAUAAGGACCACCUCGGACCUCUGUUACUCCAGGCGCUGGACGGCUUCCUGUUUGUGGUGAACAGAGAAGGGAGCAUCGUGUUCGUGUCUGAUAACGUCACUCAGUACCUGCAGUACACGCAGGAGGAGCUGAUCAACACCAGUGUCUACAACAUCCUGCACGAUGACGACCGAGAUGACUUUCACAAGAACCUGCCCAGGAAUAACAUGAACAGCAUGGCGUGGGGAGGAGAAGCUCCUCGGCAGAAGAGCCACACUUUUAACUGCCGCAUGCUGGUGAAGUUCAGUUCGGGUCCGGUCGAGGAAAACCCCGGGACGCCUCGCUACGAGACCAUGCAAUGUUUCGCCCUCACGCAGCCCAAAGCCAUGAUGGAGGAGGGAGAAGACCUGCAGUCGUGUAUGAUCUGCGUGGCACGGCGUGUAACCACGUUGGAGAGAACGGAGAGCUUCAACACCAGACACGAUCCAUCGGGUAAGCUGAUUCAGAUAGACCAGAAUUCCCUGCGUACCUCCAUGCGUCCGGGUUGGGAGGAUCUGCUCAGGCGCUGUAUCCAGAUGUUUUUACAGCAUAGUGACGGACAGCCCUGGUCAAAUAAACGCCAUUAUCAUGAAGCCUUUCUUCAUGGUCAUGCAGAGACCCCAGUGUACAGGUUCUCGUUAUCAGACGGAACUCCGGUCACAGCGCAAACCAAAAGCAAGCUGUACCGCAACCCAAUGACUAACGAGCCGCAGGGCUUCAUAUCUACUCACCUGUUACAGAGGAAUUCCUCGCUUUAUUUCCUCAGGGAGCCCAACAUCUGCCGCAGCAACCCAAAUGGCGGCAUGAUGCAGGGUGGCAUGAGGCAGCAGGGCAUGGGGGGCACUAACCCCAACAGCCAAAUGAACAUGGGGCCUAGUGGAGGCAUGGGGAUGGGGGGGAUGGGGGGGAUGGGUAUGAAUCGGGGUUAUGGGAUGAAGGACAUGGGGCAUAUAGGGCACAUGGGAGGCGGAGGGGCCAUGUACGGGGGCGGAAUGGGCAAUCGAAUGAUGCAGAUGAAUCAAAUGGGUCAAAUGAAUCCAAUGAGCCAAAUGAAUCAAAUGAAUCCUAUGGCUCAGAUGAGUUCGAUGAAUCACCCCGGGGCUGGGAUGCAGCAUCAGCAUCAGCAGCCUCUCUUUCAGGCAUCAGGAGGCUACGGCCUCGGAGGCAUGAACAGCCCGUCUCAAGGCAGUCCGGGCCUAAACGGACCUCAGCAGGGUCUUCUCAUGUCUCCACGCAACAGGGGAAGUCCGAAAAUGGUGUCCAACCAGUUCUCUCCAGGAGGCAUGCAUUCUCCCAUGGGUCUGGGCAGUGUUGCGGCAGGUGGAGGUGGUGGUGGUGGUGGUGGAACCACGUAUUCUAGCAGUUCUCUCAAUGCUCUUCAGGCUAUCAGUGAGGGUGUAGGUGUGUCUCUGCAAUCCACUCUGACGUCCCCUUCUACAACACACAAACCUGACGGCUCUCCAAGUGUCCACGCCUCGUCCUCCUCUUCUCAACCCUGCAAACCAGGACACGGAGAAUCCAAAAGCCCAGCAGGAGCCUACAGUCAUGGACCUGGAGAUCAGCAUCACCCCUUGCACCACCAUCACCACCAUCAUCACAGUCACACACACCAUGCAGAGAGCAGCAGUGCAGAUCGACCAGACAGCCAGGCUCCUGGUGGAUGCAGCAAAGAAUCUGUGGAAGCAACCAGUGAAGCCGGAAAUGCUCCAUCAGAACCUCCACGGAAGAUUCCAGAUGGUAAGGGGCACAAGAAGUUGCUCCAGCUCCUCACCUCUCCCACCGAGGAGCUGGGACUCGGGGUUGGAAAUGGACCUCCAACAGUAGCUACUAUGGAGGGCAAAGAACCGGGGUGCGUGACGAGUCCGUCUUCCACUGGCGUCUCUUCAUCCACCAAUCAGAGCCAGGUUCUGGGAACAGCAGGAGGUACAUCGUCUGAAGCUCUGAGUUCUUCUCACUACACAGCGUCGCUACAGAAAAAGCACAAGAUCCUGCACAAGCUGCUCCAGAAUGGAAACACACCCGACGAAGUUGCAAAAAUCACGGCCGAGGCGACAGGUAAGGCCAUUCUGGGCCAGGAUGCAGCGGCCACUGGAGGAGAACCAGGAGGCACCAAUGCAGGACCAGGAGGAGCCUCGGGAACGUCAGAACCCAAGCAGGAGCAACACAGUCCUAAGGAGAAGAAAACCAACGCCCUGCUCCACUACCUCCUCAACAACAAGGAUGACUCUAAUUCCAAGGAGACCAGCGACAUCAAACCAAAGCCUGAAGAUCUGGAAGGAAAAGGCAUCACUGUGGGAAACAACGGUGCUCCACUCAGCAGAGGAACGCAGGAGAACACUGAGGGCAAAAUCAAGUCCGAGCCUCCUGACGAGCUGGACACCAUCCUCGGAGGUCUGAGGGGCUCUGGAGCAGAGUUCCCAGAGCAGGGAGAGGCAGGAGCAGUUCCUGAUGGAGGGAACAAACCUCAUUCAUUCUCUGAUGAUGGUUUAAUGAGCAGAGGAAUGGGAAUGCCGGAGCGCUCGCCCAUGGGUUCGUCCGGAGACUGGGGAAUGCCGCGGUCCACCGGGAGCCCCUCCAUGAUGCGUCCUUCUGUCGACACCUACAGCUCCAAGGGUAUGAUGGGAGGAUCCAUGGUGAACAGGUCCAACAGUGUUCCAGGUUCCAGGUCCAUGCUGCAGCAACAGCUCAUGGAUAUGGGCCCCGGUGAUAUGAGCAUGACCAUGGGGCCGUUCAGCCAGCAGACGUGUCCAGACAGUCAGUCACCAUCCUGGACAGAGAACAUGAUGGGGAUGGACAACAGGCGUCAGUUUGGGAACGCCCUGGACGAGUUGUUGAUUCCUCCCUCGACCUCUGAGGGUCAGAGUGAUGAGAGAGCUCUGUUAGAUCAGCUCGACUCUCUGCUCAACAACACUGACGUUCUGGCUCUGGAGGAGAUCGACCGUGCCCUGGGAAUCCCUGACAUCAUCAGCCAGGGUCAGGGUGGAGAUCUGCAGUCCGACCCAUUCCCCACUCAGGACCCGUCCAUAGUGAUGGAGCAGAAGCCCAUGUACCCCCAGAGUUACCCUGGACCCACAUCCAUGCCCAUGCCUGCCGGUUACGGUGCCAAUCCCAUGCAGGGUGCUCCUCCUUCUACACCCUACAGCCCCAUGCUCAACCAGAUGGGGCAGCAAGGUAACUACCCCGGGAUGGGCGGCAUGGGGCCCAUGGGGGGCAUGGGGCAUCCUCGCGCCGCUAUGAUGAGACCCAGGAUGAUGAGCGCCACCAAACCUACACGCAUGCAGCUGCAGCAAAGGCUACAAGGACAGCAGUUUAUGAGCCAGGCUCGGCAGGGGAUGGGGAUGAAGAUGGAGAACCCUGGUGGAGGUGGAGGCAUGAGGCCAGGCAUGCAGCCAGGAAUGGGAGGGCAGCCGGGUUUCCUGAACGCUCAGAUGAUGGCUCAGCGUAACCGAGAGAUGCAGAUGAGGAGGCACAGGAUGAUGAUGUUGAUGCAGCAGCAGGCAGCAGGUGGAGGUUUCAGUCCUCCCCCCAAUGUCACAGCCCCCACGGUAAUGGAGGGCAUGGGGGGCCCGGGGAUGGGCCAGCCGGGAGGGCAGCAGUUUAGCUACGGAGGAAACUAUGGAAUGGGUCAGCAGGGUGACCCGUCUUUUGCCCCCGCCGGAGGUCCAAGCCCACCCAGCGCCAUGAUGCCAGGCCGCAUGGGGCCUCCACAGAAUCCCAUGAUGCAACAGCACCCCCAGGGCGGCCCCAUGUACCAGAGUCCCGACAUGAAGGGCUGGCCUCAGGGAGGAAUGACACGCAACAGUUCGUACCCACAGCAGGCGUUUACUCAGCAGGGCUCCGCUGCUCCGUACGGCACCAUGAUGAUGAACAGUGUGAACGCAGGUCACAUGGGACAGAUGAACAUGGGCAUGAUGGGAAGAAUGCAGAUGGGUCCGGACCAGAAAUAUUUAUGAAGGGGACGGAGGGACGGCUGUCACCAUGGCGACACUGUGAAGCAAAAACAAACGUUAUACACACCUGAGUGGUCAGAUGUGACGUGUAAAACUAAUUGUAACACAGUGUAAAUACACACACACACACACACACACACACACACACAUUUAAACAUAUAACAGGUUUGUCCACAUCCUCUAUAUCUGUCUUUGUCCUUGAACAUUUCUUCAUGCGUUUUCUAUCAUCAAAAGAUCAAAACCGAACAAAUGAGCUGUUUAGAGGAACAGAAAGAUGACCAACACACACACACACACACACACUGAUAUUUUUGCGAAUGUAUAUCUUGUCGUGUUGACCAUCUUGGAUGUAAGACCACCUUCUGUCCUGUUGAAGGGAUGAUGAUGAUGAUGAAGAUGAAGCUGUGGUUGCACUUUAGCGCUGUUUUUCACGCCGUCCGGAGCGUCGCGAUGUUUAUUUCCCACUCGGGAUUGUUUUUGGUUUUUUUUGCCUUACCGGAGAAACACGAACACGGACCUUCACUGCGUUCCUCAGAUUUGAGGAACAUGAGAACAGCGAGCACAGAUGAUCUGCUCACCGCAGGUCCAAGCAAUAAACCUCGUUCCACUGAAGUUCUCGCCGUGAAGCUCCUGCGGCGUCAGAAAUAGAGUUCGAGCUCACGUUCACUUCUGCGUGUUUUUUUCUCCUCUGGUUUGUAAAUACGGUGCACGUGUACGUAAAUCUACUUUCACACCGCUUUUGCACAACAGAAUCACGGCAGGAGUUCGAGGGCAGCGUGUUCACGUACUUCAACUUACGGCAGCAUGAGGGUGUGUGUUUUUACCCCCAUAGCAAAAAGCUACUUUUUUUUUUUUUUUUUUUUAAACCAAGCACUUUUUGUCUAGAAUAUAUUUUAUUCAUGAACUCGUUCCUGAAAAAUCAUCAGCUUCCUGCGUUUCAGGUUCAAUUUAAGGUGUAAAUGUUUCAGUGAGACGAAAAACUUUAUGAUGAAUGCUUUGAUUUUAUGUUGGAAAUUCACAGGACGAUAAUCACAAAAAUAUCAAAUCAAUCAAAUCGCUUCAUGUUCAUUUCGGCAAAAUUCGUAGCUGACCAUGUUUUUUUUUUUUAAAUGUAGCAAUUUUUUUUUUCUUCUUUGAUGUAAUUUAUACCAGUUUUCGGCGUAACAUUGAAUUCAUUGAUAUUCUCUUAUAGAUUUUUAUGUUGACUGUAUUUUUAUUUCAUGUAAAUUAUUUGUAUCUGUUUUUUUAUUACUUUCAUAAUACAAGAAACAUCAGCGUUUAAAAAUCUCUUCCUGUUCUCUUAAAAACGUAUAAAUAUAAAUAAUUUUCACUCAAAAUCUCGUAGCAAAUUUCAAGGAAUGGUUUAUGAUGUCAAGAUUUAUACCGGUUUAUCACAUUUCGAUUUUUUUCAAAAAUAUAUAUCUAGAUCUUCUUAUAUUUCUUACGUUUUCAAAUAUUUUGUGUAAAUUAUUUUUACUUGUAUACAGACCGAUUCGUCAUUUACGCUUUUUUUUCUUCUUGUUGUUUUUGUUCAUUUAUAUUUAAAACUUUUUUCCAAAGAUCUGAUUGUUUGAUGUUUAUUGUUUGAUGUUUCUGAUGUAGCGAUGUGGUUUUUACCUACAGAUUUAAUUAACAUUAUAUACAUUUUGUUUCCGUUAGACAUCGACUUCAUGCUCUAAAUGUUCGGAUGAGGAUGUAAAAGUCUGUUAAUAUUAGAUUCACUUUAAAGCUCGGCUCCGGGAAUCAUCUCAGAUUUGGAGUUUUAGUUUGUAAAUGAGUUUUUCAGAUCAUCAGAAAUCAGAGCCCCUGCAGAACUUAUUUCUGGUUGUUUAAAAAAAGAGAGAGGAAAAAAAAAAAUACACUUAAUGUUAAAAUAUCUCUGUGCAAUCUCUGUUUCGCAACGGAAAGUGAUGGAUUUUUAAAAACGUGACGAGGGGGAGGUCCUACACGUCUGUUCUCCGGGUCAGGAUGUAAAUUAGUUCAUUUACCAGCUUUCUUGAUGUUAAUAUUGAUGUAAAUACAAAUUUCUAUUUAAACGUU